GAUUGAGACCGGUACCUAUAUCCGAUUCCCGAGAUUUGAAACCCUGCACUUUGCCCUUUUAAAUUUACAUUUUAUUCAAAUUAAAAGAUCCAAGUUUUGAGCGGGAAUUUUCACGGAGUAGAACAAUCAAGGAUCCUCUACUCCUCGGCUCUCGCUUUUGGAUCUGCAGUCGUGCAAGUCGAUAGAAAUUGUUCGCACUCGGAAGCUGACCUCUGUGCUGGGAAAGAAGGGAAAACUAGGGUUCCUCUUCAGAGUAAGAUCAAUUAACAAGCUUACUCGUCAGCCCUCUCCUCUCUCGGAUUCCAGCUACAAUUCGAAGAGAACACGAGGGAAUUUGUUCUAAUAUUGCUGCUGUUUAUCAAUGCCAUGUAUCAUUGAAUGCGGGAAAUGAGAGGUACUUGUUUGAAGAUCGAAAACCCCAUUCAAGACGCUAUCUCCACAAUCAGAUUCGCUCCUCGUUCCAAUAAUCUCCUCAUCUCGUCAUGGGACUCUGUUCUCCGAUUAUACGACGUAGAUAAUUCUGUAUUGAGGUUCGAAGCUUCCACCGAAGCCGCACUUCUUGAUUGUUGCUUCCAGAAUGAAUCUGUAGCCUUCAGCGCGGGUACUGAUGGUUGCAUUAGGAGGUAUGAAUUUGAUUCUGGAGUCACUGAAAUAAUCGGGAAUCACGAUGAUUUAUCAACAUGUAUUGAAUUUUCUGAGGCAACUUGCCAAGUAAUCACUGCAGGUCUUGACAAGAAAAUUAUGUCCUGGGAUUUGCGCAUAAAAAAUGGUGGUGGACACUCAAUAUUUGUGAGUUCAGAGGUGGACACGAUGUCUCUCUGUGGGAUUUAUAUGUUAGUAGCCAUUGGAAGAUCAAUUAAUGUGUAUGACUUACGUAGUCUAGAAGUACCUGUUAAAGAAAAUGACUCAAAUAUGGACUAUCAAAUACGAUGUGUUAGCUCAUUUGCUAAUGGCGAAGGAUAUGCAGUUGGAUCAAUUGAUGGACGUGCAGCACUAAGGUCACUCAGUCCAUCCAAGGCAAAUGAAAUGGGAUGUGUUUUCCGGUGUCACCCAAAGUCAAGGGAUGGAAGACAUCAUCUUGUCACGGUGAAUGACAUUGCAUUUCAUCCAAACUGCUAUGGUGCCUUUGUUACUGGUGAUAAUGAUGGCUAUGCUAUCAUGUGGGAUGGUAAAAGUAGGAAGAGACUAUUUGAGUACUCCAGCAGUGUGGCAUCCUUAUCAUAUAAUUGUGAGGGACAAAUUCUGGCUGUUGCUUCGAGCUAUACAUAUCAGGAGGCGAAUGAAAUAGAAACGCCUCCUCAAAUUUUCAUAAAAAGAAUGGAUGAAAAUGAUAUGGCAUCAGUUUCUGCUGAAAGUUCAAGUUCUAGACAGUGAAUUGCUUCACCAUGAUAAAGUUGUUGAUGAAAGGGUGCUGCAUUCAUUCGUUCAUUGCUUGCAUCUACCUUCGGUUGGACGUCAAUUUUGAAGACCCUUAAAGGUUACAGUAUUGUAUCCCAAUGGUACCGAGUUGUUGAACCAACCAACCUGAUAUGUGCGAUACAUUAUUUCAUCGCAAAGAAAAGGGUGACUCGAACACAAAUGAUUGUAAGAACUCAUGGUGUUCAAUACAACAGAACCACUCAAUAAAGUGCCUAGCCAUGUUUAUGUUUC
Molecule: messenger RNA, 1650 nt
Organism: Macadamia integrifolia
Lineage: Eukaryota; Viridiplantae; Streptophyta; Magnoliopsida; Proteales; Proteaceae
Product: mitotic checkpoint protein BUB3.3
Exons: 9
Coding region: 379-1374 (331 amino acids)
Biological process (GO): mitotic spindle assembly checkpoint signaling
Cellular component (GO): phragmoplast; mitotic checkpoint complex; bub1-bub3 complex
Molecular function (GO): ubiquitin binding
Source: RefSeq, a predicted model, not a curated record